Messenger RNA from Rotaria sp. Silwood1, 2493 nucleotides. The record is from the annotation of a GenBank genome assembly. Lineage: Eukaryota; Metazoa; Rotifera; Eurotatoria; Philodinida; Philodinidae.
AUGUCAGUUAAAUUGUUAAACCAUCGUUUAUCAUAUCUGACAGUUUUUAUCAAACGUUCAGCACGUAUUCAAUCUAAUUUCAAUUUAGGAAAUGAAAUGAAAUUGCUGAACGAUAAUAAACAAUUCAAAAAGACACUUAAACUAUUUGAUGAAUAUGAGAAACACAUUAUUACAGUAUCUUCAAGUUUUAUCAUUACUCAAGCUUUAAAAGCAUGUAGUCAUCUAAGAGAUCUUCAACGUGGUUCAACUAUUCACAGACUGAUUUCAUCACAUAUAAAAGAUGAUUUUUACAUAUUGACCUCACUAAUUCAUAUGUAUAUGCAAUGUGGUGAUGUCGCAAGUGCUGAACUAUUAUUUAAUAAAACAACAAAUCAAACUUUGGCGAUGUAUGGAGCAAUGAUGAAAGGUUAUAUAGGAAAUAAUCAAGCGAAUAUAGCAAUUGAUCUCUUUCGUGAAAUAAAAAAUCCUAAUGAAGUAAAUGUAAUAGUUUUCUUUAAUGCUUGUGCUCAAAUAGAAAAUGAAGAAGCAUUAAAUUUAAUAAAAAGAAUCUCUAGAGAAAUUCCAAAAACUUUUUAUUUAAACUUUCGUCUUGUAACUUCUUUAUUGGAUGCAUUAAUGAAAUGCGGUGAUGUUAAAGAAGCUGAAUUAUUAUUCAGCAAUUCAAAAGAAAAAGUAAUGGAUAUGUAUGGAGCAAUGAUGACAGGUUAUAUAAAAAAUAAACAAGCAGAUAAAGCAAUUGAUCUUUUUCGUGAAAUAAAACAUCCGGAUGAAGUAAAUGUAAUAGUUUUCUUUAAUGCUUGUGCUCAAAUGAACAAUGAAGAAGCAUUAAAUUUAAUAAAAAGAAUCUCUCAAGAAAUUCCAAAAAAAUUUUAUUUAAACUUUCGUCUUGUAACUUCUUUAUUGGAUGCAUUAAUGAAAUGUGGUGAUAUUAAAGAGGCUGAAUUAUUAUUUAAUAAAACAACAAAUAAGAUUUUGCCGAUGUAUGGAGCAAUGAUGAAAGGUUAUAUAAAAAAUAAUCAAGCAGACAAAGCAAUUGAUCUUUUCCAUAUAAUAAAAAAUCCUGAUGAAAUAAUUAUUAAUCUAUUGUUUAAUGCUUGUGCUCAAAAAGGAAAUAAAGAGGCAUUAAACUUAAUAAAAAGAGUUUAUAAAGAAAUUCCAGAAUCAUUCCAUAGAAAUAUUAAUAUAUCAAAUUCUUUAUUAGAUGCAUUGAUUAAAUGCAGAGAUUGUUUAAAUGCAGAAAUUUAUUUUUCAAAAAUGAAAAAAUCUGUAAUCAGUUAUGGAAAUUUAAUGAAUGGUUUCAAUAAAGAAAAUAAUCCUUCAAAAACAUUAGAUUUAUUCAAUCAGAUGAAAAAUGAUAAUAUUCAAUCAGAUCGUGCUAUUUAUCUUUGUGUUAUAAAAGCUUUGUCUGAUAUUGGUGAUUAUUCAAAAAGCGAAUUAUUUAUUAAAGAAAUUCCUGAUUGUUUUCUUCUUGAUUAUCAAAUAAAAAAUGCUUUAAUUGAUAUGUGGGGUAAAACUGCUUGUAUUAAUCGUGCCGAAAAAGUUUUCAAUGAAAUUUCUGAACCAAAUCAUGUUGCAUGGACAGCAAUGAUUAAUUCAUAUGGUUUAAAUGGCAUGGGUAUUCAAGCAGUUGAAUUAUAUCAUAAAAUGCCAUCAGAAUUUAUAAAUGAAAUGACAAAUAUUUGUGUUUUAAAUGCAUGUUCACACUCAGGACUUGUUUCAGAAGCUCGUUUAAUCUUUAAAAAUAUUCAAAUAAAAACAGAUAGAAUUUAUAAUACAAUGAUCGAUUGUCUUAGUCGUGCAUCUUUUUUCGAUGAAGCCGAAGAAUUAAUUGAUGAAUAUGAACGUUCUUAUUCACCUGUAUUAGCUAUGUAUAUGGCAUUGUUAUCAGGUGCUCGAAAUGUUAAUAAUAGUUGUUUAUCGCAAAAAAUAUUCAAUCGAAUGAAAAAGCUUUAUCCUUCAACAACAGAUUUAUUGACACCAGCUAAAGUUCUUCUUGGAAAUGUUUAUGCAUCAUCAGGUGAUAUGGACAAAGCAUUAGAUAUUAGAAUCGAGUUAAACAAGUCGGGUGCUAAGAGAAAACUUGGUAUCACAUGGACCGUUGUCAAUGGACAAUUUUUCCAAUUUCGAGCGCAUGAUCGAUCUCAUCCUCGAUCCAAUGAAAUUUAUGCUGAAGGUGAAAAAAUAUCAAAGGAACUUCUUAAAUAUGGUCAUCAAUACGAUUCAAGUUGGAUCAUACGACCAUUGGAUGAAGAUGAAACUGUUGAAUCUAUAUUUUGUGGACACAGUGAACGACUUGCAAUAGCAUGGAAUUUUGUUGCUAAUCCACAUACAAAACGAAUUCAACUGACAAAGAACCUUCGUGUUUGUGGUGAUUGUCAUCGUUCAACAAAAUUAAUUGCUGCUAUUCGUCAAUGUGAAAUCAUUGUUCGAGAUGCAAAUCGGAUUCAUCAUUUUUAUACCAAUGGACAAUGUUCAUGUAAUGAUUAUUUUUGA